CAGUCAAGUACCUCUUAUGCCAGGUUGAAAAGAUGCGUGUCAACAGUUUGACACAGUGCCUACCAUUUAAUAAAUGCUAGCAGUUUCCACCACGGUUGCUGCAGGAAGCUGAGGAUUAGGGAUGAGGCUGGGGACGGGACUGAACUUGAUUGAAGGCAGGCACAGCCGCAAACAGUUGACUAAACAGAAGGCUCACUGACCCAGCAAGUCAGGAUUCAGGGGAGUUAAGAGAACCCCUCAAGCCUGCCUCCACUGUUUCUCUGGCUCUGUUUGAGAAGGCGAAGGCAAACACAGAAGGGCAUGUGCACAGACACACGUGAUCACCACGGUGAUGCAGAGGCAGACCCAGACAAAAGACUGAGACAGGAGCCAACCAGACACACAGACAGAGACAGCAUCGCGGAGUCAUGUAGACAGGGAUAAUGACAGGACCGCGCCAGACACAGGCACCGAGGGAGACAAGAUGAGCAGAUACGCAGGUGCAACACAGGCACGGAGACCCACACACAGCAGACCCUGUUAAGACUGCCUGGUGAACACAGCGCCCAGUCAGAGGCAGACACAACGCCCGCAGUGACACAUAGCGGGCCAGCGCGCCGGGGCCAGCACUGUCACUUCUCGAUGGGGGCGGGGAGGGGCCGGCGGGGGAAGGCUGGGGAAGGGAAUCCCGGGCGGGCGGCUUGCCCGGGUGGCUGAGUCACUGCGGAGCCUCAGCCCGCGGCCCUCCCUCUCCCUCCGGCUGUCCCAGGUGAGAAGCGAGCCGGUAACUUCAUAGCUUCCGCCAUGCCGACCGAAGACAGCAAAGGAAUGGGACCCGCGUGGGGUCGGCCCUGGAUCCGCCCCACCUUCCAGCCGGUGCGUGCCGGCUAAAUGCGUGCUCAGGAAAAACAGGUCUGCGGGCUCUGGUGUCUUUGGCCGCUCCAGUGUCUACUUGCGGGUCGCAGGCCUCGAGCCAAGCGUCCCUCUAUAUACCCCGCGUUCCGGGAGCUGCGCGGAGGGGCUCUUCGGUCCCAAGCCCAGAGAGAGUUAAGUGGGUGUGAUUGAUGGAGUAGUUCUCUCCCGGGACUAAAGGGGGGGCGGGGGUCGGUUAAAGUCCUAGAGUCCAGAUCCCGGAUGCAGGAGGCGGAGCUUGGCUUUGCCGGGAGUGCCCGGAUGGAGAAGGCGUGGUUUCAACUCAAGUGGAAUUAACCCUUUCUGGGCGGCCGGCUUUUGGGGCUGUAGGUCGGCUUGGGGGAGGCUGGAUUGUCAGUCUCCGAAGUGUGUCUGCCAUCCAGCCUGGCCCUGAACGUGUGCGUCUACCUCUCGUCUGUCUUCGAGGACUCUGUGGGUGUCUGUCUUUGUGUUUGCCCGUGGUUGUCCCUUUCCCUUGGUUAGUAUGAGCUCUGGGAGUUGGGGAGGGCCAUUACUGCCUCAAAGCGAGAGUGGAGGUGAGAGUGGACGGCGAGCCAGCGGGCGGCGGCGGCGGCUGAGGAACAGGUGUGAGUGCGGCGGCGGGGCUGCCCAGCGCGGGGUGGGGCCGUCUUGAGGGAGACAGGGGAAAUUCCGCGGGACCGGUGGUGAGCAGUGUGUGGGCUGAGGAGUUGUGUCUGCCUCUGACUGUGUGUCUGUGUGAGUUGAGGGAGGCGGGGGCUGAGUCAGUGGGAACGGGGGAUGGUUUUCUGAGUGACUCACUCCCCCCCCCACCCCAAGCCUGAUUCAGACCCUGAGAAAGGCUUUGUUCGUGGGGCGGAUGGGAAGUCAGGCGCCUGCGUCCCCGGUGGGGACACUGAUCCGUGGUGGUUGGCGAGAUUAUGCUUAGGGUACAGGAAGUUUUGUCCUGGAGCGCUCUGUAGUCCAUGGUGUCGUGGGAGGUUGUGGAUAAAGGUUGAAGAUCAGGAGGGCUGGAGGGACGGAACUCGCUAGUUUAGGGAAAGCUGAGUCAGUUCCCCGUGGGAAAGGAGAAGUGGCAGGGGGGAGUGUCAUCAUCGGAGAAGGGGAAGCUGCAUUUCCUGGUAACUAGCAGCGCUCUGGGCGCCACUUCCUUAGCGGGGAUCUGCUUCGCUGACAUCUGGUACCCCGAGCUGCCUGCCGUUCGUUCACGACUGGCCUCUCUAUCCUCGCUGGGCUUGGCUGAAGCAACCAGUUUUGAGCUGCACCUGACCACAGUUUAGCGUUGUAUGCGUCCCAGGGAUUGGUAACUGGCAGACUUGCAGCCUCGAGAGAGUUAUGACCCGAGCUAUCCGUGAACUGAGUAGUCCGCGGAGCGCAAGCUCCUACCAGGGCUGGACCCGAGUAGCCUGCAGGGAUCUGUAGGGUCCACGCACGCUCACGCACAGUUGUCCUUGCCCCCGCUGGAGAGGACUGUUUUCGCCAGAAGUCCUUCUGCCUUUGUGGGCAGGGUGGAAAUUUCCCCACGGUGCAGACUUCUCGGCCAAGGCGAACUUUCCAGCCGCCCCCAGCCCCUCGCCGCGCGCUCUCCCCCGGCUUCCUGCCCGGCGCUUUCUCCAGCUGGAGCACUAGCCCCGCCCCCGCGGCUUUGUACUCGACACUCGCCUCUCGCAGCCCUUUGUAUUCUAGACUCUAUGGACCGAUCCCGGGAGCGGAGCUGGCUCCCUACCUGCCGGGACCUGGGGUAUGCGCAGGGAAGCAGCUUCUGGGCUUUGAGAGUCGAGAAGGAAAAGCAGGCACUAGAGCGAACGUGCCAAGGAAAGAGGAGUACUGUGCCGGUUGUGGGUCUAGUCAGCUUCGACGGGAAGGAGUAAAAAAAAAAAAGGGGGGGGGGGAGAUGGCGUGAAGGAGGAAGUGAAACGGGUUCUGGGUUCUUUAAGGGAGUAGGCGGUGAGAGUGGGACAGGGGUGAUGUCACUGCCUGUUGGGCCCCGCCUUCUUCCCUCCCUCCCGAAGGACCCCCCCUUACACACACCGCUUCCGCUGCGCAAGUAGCCACGUCACGGGCAACCCCCGAAAUCCCCCCUCCCCUGGGGGGGGGGCACGUGGGCCGUGGGGAACCGCGUGGCCCCGGCAGGGAAAGGGCAUAGAGGAUACAGGAGCCACGCGAGAGUGGCCACUUCCACGGCGCGGAGCUUUUCAGAAGUUGGAGGGCUAGGGGCGGGGGGGGACUGGUAUUGAAGACUCAGAAUCAGGCCGAGAGGAGAACCUGGAGGAAGUUGGCUGUUACUGAGGCGGAGACAAGGGUGAUGAUUGGCUUUCUGCAGAGAGAGACGUCUUGUGAUUGGCUAAAUCUCUGAAGCUCUUGACGCUGUGAGAGGACGCUCCCACAGAGGCUGGAAUUGGUUGCCGAAAGCCAGAAACUGCCGCCUGGAUACAGUGGGCACUCUUGUUCAGAGCAGCUGGAGCUGGAUCAUUGUGCCAGAGAGCUGGGGCAGGGGGCUGUGCCCCAUCUCCAGGGUUCCUGGGGCCACUGCUGACCUGGCUGGAUGCAUCGAGCAGUGGACCCUCCAGGGGCCCGCUCUGCACGGGAAGCCUUUGCCCUUGGCGGCUUGAGCUGCGCUGGGGCUUGGAGCGCCUGCCCACCCCAUCCUCCUCCUCGAAGCUCAUGGCUGCCUGGAGGCAGAUGCUCGGCCAGCAUCGGGCAGCCCCCCCUCCCUGCUCCGUUACCCGCUCCUCAUGGCAGUAGCUCCGGGCACCCAAACAAACCCUAUUAUGCUCCUGGGGCACCUGCCCCAAGACCCCUGCACGGGAAGUUGGAGUCCCUGCAUGGCUGUGUACAAGCGCUGCUCCGCGAGCCGGCCCAGCCAGGGCUAUGGGAACAGCUGGGACAGUUGUAUGAGUCAGAGCAUGAGAGCGAGGAAGCCGUAUGCUGCUACCACAGGGCCCUUCGAUACGGAGGCAGCUUCGCUGAGCUGGGGCCCCGAAUUGGCCGAUUACAGCAGGCCCAGCUCUGGAACUUUCAUGCCGGUUCCUGUCAGCACCGUGCCAAGGUCCUGCCCCCGCUGGAGCAAGUAUGGAAUUUGCUGCACCUUGAGCACAAACGGAACUAUGGGGCUAAGCGAGGGGGUCCUCCAGUGAAGAGGUCUGCUGAACCCCCAGUGGUACAGCCUAUGCCUCCUGCAGCACUCUCAGGCCCCGUAGGAGAGGAAGGCCUGAGCCCCGGGGGCAAGCGGAGAAGAGGCUGCAGCUCUGAACAGGCUGGCCUUCCCCCAGGUCUGCCUCUCCCUCCACCACCAGUACCGCCGCCGCCGCCGCCGCCACCUCCACCUCCACCUCCGCCACCACCACUGCCUAGCCUGGCUAUUAGCCCCCCAUUUCAGCUGACUAAGCCAGGGCUGUGGAACACCCUGCAUGGAGAUGCUUGGGGCUCCGAGCGCAAGGGUUCAGCACCCCCAGAGCGCCAGGAGCAGCGGCACUCGUAUCCAUACCCAGCUCCUGCCUACACUGCUCAUCCACCCAGCCACCGGCUGGCCCCGGCCACACCCCUUGGUCCAGGUCCCCGACCCCCAGGAGCAGAGAGCCAUGGCUGCCUGCCUGCCACCCGUCCCCCCGGAAGUGACCUUAGAGAGAGCAGAGUUCAGAGGUCGCGGAUGGACUCCAGCGUUUCACCAGCAGCAUCUACCGCCUGCGUGCCUUACGCCCCUCCCCGGCCCCCUGGCCUCCCCGGCACCAGCAGCAGCAGCAGCAGCAACAGCAGCAGCAGCAGUAGCAGUAACAACACUGGUCUUCGGGGCGUGGAGCCGAGCCCAGGCAUUCCUGGCGCUGACCACUACCAAAAUCCUGCGCUGGAGAUUUCCCCUCACCAGGGCCGCCUGGGGCCCUCGGCACAUAGCGGUCGGAAACCAUUUCUGACGGCCCCUGCUGCCACUCCCCACUUAUCCCUACCAUCUGGGACCCCAUCAUCCCCGCCACCCCCCUGUCCUCGCCUCUCUCGCCCUCCGCCACCCCCUGCUUGGAUGAAGGGCUCAGCCUGCCGCCCAGCCAGAGAGGAUGGAGAGAUCUUAGGGGAGCUUUUCUUUGGUGCUGAGGGGCCUCCGCGUCCUCCUCCUCCACCCCUUCCCCACCGUGAUGGCUUCUUGGGGCCUCCAGCCCCCCGCUUUUCUGUGGGCACUCAGGAUUCGCAUACCCCUCCCACUCCCCCGACCACUACCACCACCACCACCAGCAGCAGCAGCAGCCGCAGCAGCAGCCACAGCAGCAGUCCUACUGGGCCCGUGCCCUUCCCACCACCCCCCUAUCUGGCCAGAAGCAUAGACCCACUUCCCAGGCCAUCUAGCCCAACCCUGAGCCCCCAGGACGCACCUCUUCCACCACUGACUCUUGCCCUGCCUCCAGCCCCUCCCUCCUCCUGCCACCAAAAUACCUCAGGAAGCUUCAGGCGCUCGGAGAGCCCCCGGCCCAGGGUCUCCUUCCCAAAGACCCCCGAGGUGGGGCAAGGGCCACCCCCAGGCUCUCUGAGUAAAGCCCCCCAGCCUGUGCCAACUGGGGUUGGAGAGCUGCCUGCACGAGGCCCAAGGCUCUUUGAUUUCCCACCAACUCCCCUGGAGGACCAAUUUGAAGAGCCAGCUGAAUUUAAGAUCCUACCUGACGGGCUAGCGAACAUCAUGAAGAUGCUGGAUGAAUCCAUCCGGAAGGAGGAGGAGCAGCAGCAGGAGGCAGGCGUGGCCCCCCCACCCCCACUCAAAGAACCCUUUGCAUCGCUACAGCCUCCAUUUCCCAGUGACACAGCCCCAACCACCACCACUGCUGCUGCCACCACUGCCACCACCACCACUACCACCGCCACAACCACCAUCCAAGAAGAGGAGAAGAAGCCACCACCAGCCCUGCCGCCACCGCCGCCUCUAGCCAAGUUUCCUCCACCUCCCCAACCGCAGCCCCCACCACCUCCACCAGCCAGCCUGCUCAAAUCAUUGGCCUCUGUUCUUGAGGGACAAAAGUACUGUUACCGGGGGGCUGGGGCAGCUGUUUCAAGCAGGCCGGCGUCCUUGUCCACCACUCAGUAUUCCCCUAGCCCUGCGUCAGGUGCUGCCGCCCCACCGCCCACUUCAGUGGCCCCGAGCACCCAGGGCUCCCCGAAGCCCUCUGUUUCCUCGUCAUCUCAGUUUUCUACCUCAGGUGGGCCUUGGGCCCGGGAGCGCAGGGCAGGUGAAGAGCCCGCGCCAGGCCCCGUGACCCCUGCCCCGCUGCCCCCACCUCUGCCGCUGCCCCCUGCUCGCUCUGCAUCUGAGGUGCUAGAAGAGAUCAGUCGGGCUUGUGAGACCCUUGUAGAGCGGGUGGGCCGGAGUGCCAUCAGCCCAGCGGACCCAGCGGACAGAGCAGACCCAGUGGACAGUGGGACUGAGCCCUUGCCGCCUCCUGCACAGGCCAAGGAGGAGAGUAGUGGGGUGGCGGCGGCGGGUCCGGGCAGUGGCAAGCGGCGGCAGAAGGAGCAUCGCCGUCACCGACGGGCUUGUAGGGACAGUGUGGGUCGCCGACCCCGUGAGGGGAGAGCCAAGGCCAAGGCUCCCAAAGAAAAGAGCCGAAGGGUGCUGGGGAACCUGGACCUGCAGAGUGAAGAAAUCCAAGGCCGGGAGAAGGCACGGCCUGACCUAGGUGGGGCUUCCAAAGUCAAGACCCCCACAGCUCCAGCACCCGCACCUACACCUGCGCCCUCUGCUCAGCCCACACCCCCGUCAGCCCCUGUCCCUGGGAAGAAGCCGCGGGAGGAUGCUCCAGGACCUCCAGGUGUGAGCCGCGCAGACAUGCUGAAACUGCGCUCCCUGAGUGAGGGCCCCCCGAAGGAGCUGAAGAUCAGGCUCAUCAAGGUGGAGAGCGGCGACAAGGAGACCUUUAUUGCCUCUGAGGUGGAAGAGCGGCGCCUGCGCAUGGCAGACCUCACCAUCAGCCACUGCGCUGCUGAUGUCAUGCGCGCCAGCAAGAAUGCCAAGGUGAAAGGGAAAUUUCGAGAGUCCUACCUUUCCCCUGCUCAGUCUGUGAAACCGAAAAUCAACACUGAGGAGAAGCUGCCUCGGGAAAAACUUAACCCCCCUACACCCAGCAUCUAUUUGGAAAGCAAACGGGAUGCCUUCUCACCGGUGCUGCUGCAGUUCUGUACAGACCCUCGAAACCCCAUCACCGUGAUCAGGGGCCUGGCCGGUUCGCUUCGGCUCAACUUGGGCCUCUUCUCCACCAAGACGCUGGUGGAGGCAAGUGGUGAGCACACAGUGGAGGUUCGCACCCAGGUGCAGCAACCGUCAGAUGAGAACUGGGACCUGACGGGUACGAGACAGAUCUGGCCCUGUGAGAGCUCCCGGUCGCAUACCACCAUUGCUAAAUACGCACAAUACCAGGCUUCGUCCUUCCAGGAGUCGCUGCAGGAGGAGAAGGAGAGUGAGGAUGAGGAGUCAGAGGAGCCUGACAGCACCACAGGAACUCCUCCCAGCAGCACACCGGACCCCAAGAACCAUCACAUCAUCAAGUUUGGCACUAACAUCGACCUGUCUGAUGCCAAGAGGUGGAAGCCUCAGCUACAGGAGCUGCUGAAACUGCCAGCCUUCAUGCGGGUGACAUCCACCGGCAACAUGCUCAGCCACGUAGGCCACACCAUCCUGGGCAUGAACACAGUGCAGCUAUACAUGAAAGUCCCUGGCAGCCGAACACCUGGUCACCAAGAGAAUAACAAUUUCUGCUCUGUCAAUAUCAACAUUGGCCCUGGGGACUGUGAGUGGUUCGCUGUCCACGAGCACUACUGGGAGACCAUCAGCGCCUUCUGCGACCGGCAUGGAGUGGACUACUUGACUGGUUCCUGGUGGCCCAUCUUGGAUGACCUCUACGCGUCCAAUAUUCCUGUCUACCGCUUUGUGCAGCGCCCUGGAGACCUCGUGUGGAUUAAUGCCGGGACGGUGCACUGGGUGCAGGCUACUGGCUGGUGCAACAACAUCGCCUGGAACGUGGGGCCCCUUACUGCCUAUCAGUACCAGCUGGCCCUGGAGCGCUACGAGUGGAACGAGGUGAAGAACGUCAAAUCCAUCGUGCCCAUGAUCCACGUGUCCUGGAACGUGGCGCGGACAGUCAAAAUCAGCGACCCUGACUUGUUCAAGAUGAUCAAGUUCUGCCUCCUGCAGUCAAUGAAGCACUGCCAGGUGCAGCGAGAGAGCCUGGUGCGGGCAGGCAAGAAAAUCGCUUACCAAGGCCGCGUCAAGGACGAGCCUGCCUACUACUGCAACGAGUGUGACGUGGAGGUGUUCAACAUACUGUUCGUUACGAGUGAGAACGGCAGCCGCAACACGUACCUGGUGCACUGCGAGGGCUGUGCGCGCCGUCGCAGCGCCGGCCUGCAGGGCGUGGUGGUGCUGGAGCAGUACCGCACGGAGGAGCUGGCGCAGGCCUACGAUGCCUUCACGCUGGCUCCCGCCAGCACAUCGCGAUGAGGCCGGACGCCCCGCUCGCCUGCCCAGGCUGGGCGCGGCGGGGCCACCAGCACACGCCUGGGCUGGACCUAGGUCCCGCCUCUGGCCGGGAAGGGGGUCGGGCCCAGCCCUUCCACCCUAUUGGCAGCUCCCCUCACUUAAUUUAUUAAGAAAAAAAAUUUUUUUUAACAAAUACGAGGAAAAAAAAGGAAAAAAAAUGGGAGACGGGGAGGGGGCUGGCAGCCCCUCGCCCACCAGCGCCUCCCCUCACCGACUUUGGCCUUUCUAGCAACAGACACAAGGACCAGGCUCCGGCGGCGGCGGGGGUCACAUACGGGUUCCCUCAAGCCUGCCCGCCGCGCGCCCGCCCGCCGCCCGCCGGCGCAGACGUUCGCGGCUCGUUGUGUACAUAGACGUUCGGCAGCCGAGGUUUUUAAUGAGAUUCUUUCUAUGGGCUUUACCCCUCCCCCAGGACCUCCUUUUUUUUACUUCCAAUGCUAGCUGUGAUCCCUUGUAUAUGUCUCUGUUUAUUCACUUGGUUAUGAUUUGUAUUUUUGUUCUUUUUUG
Acomys russatus (golden spiny mouse) is the source of this 8887-nucleotide messenger RNA. It is a transcript of the gene Kdm6b, whose product is annotated as lysine demethylase 6B. The transcript has 23 exons. The coding region runs from base 3416 to 8341 and encodes 1641 amino acids. Lineage: Eukaryota; Metazoa; Chordata; Mammalia; Rodentia; Muridae. Gene Ontology annotation, molecular function: RNA polymerase II cis-regulatory region sequence-specific DNA binding; chromatin DNA binding; histone H3K27me2/H3K27me3 demethylase activity. The record is from RefSeq and is a predicted model, not a curated record. Gene Ontology annotation, cellular component: MLL3/4 complex. Gene Ontology annotation, biological process: regulation of gene expression; heart development.